Messenger RNA from Penicillium oxalicum, 3117 nucleotides. Its product is annotated as putative potassium/sodium P-type ATPase. Gene Ontology annotation, molecular function: ATP binding; ATP hydrolysis activity; P-type calcium transporter activity. The transcript has 7 exons. Gene Ontology annotation, biological process: intracellular calcium ion homeostasis; calcium ion transmembrane transport. The record is from RefSeq and is a predicted model, not a curated record. Bases 1 to 3117 code for a protein of 1038 amino acids. Gene Ontology annotation, cellular component: plasma membrane. Lineage: Eukaryota; Fungi; Ascomycota; Eurotiomycetes; Eurotiales; Aspergillaceae.
AUGGGCAUUGACACGCUUCCAGAUGUCGAGGAAUCGGCAGAACCCUCUAUAUGUGCCCUAAGGGAGCCUGAUUUAUUCCAGCAGGAGCAUCCAAAGAAAUCUUGGGGCUCCUGUGACCUGAACGAAAAGCCAAAGGGCGUUUCAACCUCCAGUUACGAUCUUCCGCCCAAAGCGGAUCCGAGUGCAUUCCCAGAGCACGCCCUGAACACCAACUCAGAUCUCACCAGUCAAAGUCAUCUUCUGGAGCCGGCUCAGAUUGCUGAGCUCUUCGAGACAGACCUGAACAAUGGACUAUCAAGUGCCGAAGCCAGUGAGCGCCUCAAGAAAGAUGGUCCAAAUACCGUGCAGGAAAUCAAGGGCGUCUCCGUCUGGGGGCUACUGCUAAGACAAGUGUCGAACAGUUUGACCUUUGUACUACUUAUAACCAUGGCCCUAUCAUUUGGCAUCGACGACUACAUUGAAGGAGGCGUCAUCACCGCGGUGAUUCUCUUGAAUAUCGUUGUUGGCUUCUUUCAAGACUACCGCGCAGAGAAGACGAUUAUGUCCUUGCAGCGCCUGUCUGCGCCGGUCUGCAAUGCCAUUCGAGAUGGCCAAAUACGCCCAGUCAAAGCGGAGACCUUGGUGGUGGGUGAUGUUGUCCGGCUAGCGGUCGGGGAUAUUGUUCCAGCGGAUCUUCGAUUGUUUGAGGGAAUGAAUGCUUCUAUGGAUGAAGCCCUCCUGACGGGCGAGUCCCUGCCGGUUCUGAAAACCCCUUAUAAAACCCUGUCUUGUGCAGACAUACCGAUUGGCGAUCGAACCAACAUGGCAUAUUCGGGGUGCAGCACAAGUCAAGGCCGCGCCGCGGGAGUUGUCGUUGCAACGGGAAUGAACACCGAGGUGGGAAAAAUUGCGCAAUUGCUUCAAGCAAAAGACGCCGUCGACGACACCAGUCGGAUCGCUCACGCCUGGCGGCGAGUCAAACGGUCUGCGAUGAAUAUUCUGGGUCUCGUCGGCACGCCGUUGCAAGUGAAACUGAGUAAAUUCGCUUUGCUUUUAUUUGCUCUGGCUAUUCUCCUCGCUAUUAUUGUAUUCUCCGUCAAUCUGUGGGAUGUUCAGGGGGAGGUCUUGAUCUACGGAAUCUGUGUGGCUGUCGCCGUCAUUCCGGAGUCCUUGAUUGCUGUCCUCACCAUCACUAUCUCGGUGGGCACGAAAGCCAUGGCCCGUGGCAAUGUCAUCGUUCGCAAGUUACAAUGUCUGGAGGCCGUUGGAGGCGUAACGAAUAUCUGCUCCGAUAAAACCGGCACCCUCACCCAAGGCAAAAUGGUGGCUCGCUCCGCAUGGAUCCCAGGGGCUGGGAUACUGUCAGUGAGCCAGACCACCGAUCCAUUUGAUCCCACGAGUGGAGUUGUGCAACUUGACGAGAUCGAUUGGGACUCCGGACAUGCUGUUGAUCAGCACCCGGCUCUGCAUACAUUCUUGUCCGCUAUUUCUUUAUGCAAUCUUUCAAUGAUUCAUCACAACAACGGCAAUUGGAGUGCAAUCGGAGAACCAACUGAAAUCGCCCUGCAUGUUCUCGCCAUGCGCUUCAGUUCUGGGAAGAAGGAAGUGCUAGCUAAACGAGGGAUGGAACUGCACACCGAGUACCCAUUUGACUCUGCGAUCAAGAAGAUGACCGUGGUCUACCGAGACCUUGCAGCUGAAUGCAAUGAAGUAUUUACCAAGGGAGCUCCGGAGGUCAUCGUUCCGUCGUUGUCAAUUCCUGAGAAUGAGCAACGUGUGAUUCGAGAUACCGCAGAACGAAUGGCGGGAGAAGGUCUGCGUGUUCUCUGCAUAGCCUACAAAAAGGCACAUAUCAAUGACGAGCACGCAAUCUCCCCUCGCGCUGCUGCUGAGUCCAACCUUCACUUUGGUGGCCUAUGCCAGAUGGCCGGCAUUACUGUCCACAUGCUGACUGGAGAUCAUAUCAAGACAGCCACGGCUAUUGCCUCUGAGGUUGGAAUUCUUGAUCGAGUCUCGGCCAGCUUGAAGUCUAGACACCUAGUUAUGGCCGCAGAGGAUUUUGAUAAAAUGUCGGACGAAGAAAUUGACCGGAUUGAAGAACUGCCUUUGGUUCUUGCCCGCUGCAGUCCCACCACCAAGGUCCGUAUGGUUGAGGCUAUGCAUCGUCGACGGGCAUUCUGCGUCAUGACCGGUGACGGCGUGAAUGACUCUCCUGCCCUGAAACGAGCCGAUGUGGGCAUCGCCAUGGGGAAGAAUGGAAGUGACGCAGUCGAAGAAGGAAGACGUCUGUUUGAUAACAUCCAAAAAUUUUUGAUGCACUUGCUCAUUUCUAACAUUGCACAAGUCAUCUUUCUCCUCAUCGCCCUGGCGUUCAAGGACGCAGGGGGCGACUCGGUCUUUCCCCUAUCGCCUCUUGAAAUCUUGUGGGCGAACUUGGUUACUUCAUCCUUUUUGGCUGUCGGCCUCGGCCUGGAGGAAUCCCAACCCGACAUCAUGUAUCGCCCGCCUCAUGAUCUUCGGGUUGGCGUAUUCACGACCGAGCUGAUUGUUGACAAAAUGGUCUAUGGAACUUUCAUGGGUUCUCUCUGUCUUGUCUCUUUUGUCUGCGUCAUCUACGCUGCCGGCACUGGCACCUCAGAUCUGGGCGAUGGGUGCAACGAGGGCUACAACUCGACCUGCGAUGCAGUCUUUCGAGCCCGCGCAACCACCUACGCAACUUUGACGUUCCUCCUACUCAUGACCGCCUGGGAAGUCAAACACUUCUCGCGCUCAUUAUUCAACAUGGAUCCGAUCCGUUUCCCCCAUCGAUUUUCCGUUUUCCCCACAAUCUGGCAGAAUCGGUUCUUGUUUUGGGCUGUGGUGGCAGGCUUCGUGAUUGUCUUCCCAGUCAUCUACCUUCCCGUAGUCAAUGAGCUAGUUUUCAAGCAUCACGCCAUUGGCUGGGAGUGGGGAAUUGUGUUGGGCUGCACGGCUACUUACUUGGUCUGUGUGGAGAGCUGGAAGGCCGUGAAGCGGGCCUUUGGUAUUGGUAGUGGCAAGACUGCCAUUUUGACGCUGGAAGAUGCUGAAACCCGCGCUGGUCUAAGUACCUUUUCUCCCAUGUCUAUGAGUGCCAAUGCUAGCGUAGAGCUGAAGUAG